Molecule: messenger RNA, 3205 nt
Organism: Ornithorhynchus anatinus (platypus)
Lineage: Eukaryota; Metazoa; Chordata; Mammalia; Monotremata; Ornithorhynchidae
Gene: TEX10
Product: testis expressed 10
Exons: 16
Coding region: 221-3088 (955 amino acids)
Cellular component (GO): MLL1 complex; nucleus
Source: RefSeq, a predicted model, not a curated record
ACUUCCGGAAAGGCGGGCGGGGAGGUGGCGGCGACCGCGUGAGGCGGGGCGGAGGCCGUCGGAGAAUCUACGCCUCAGCGCCCAGGAGCAGCAGGAGGAGGAGGAGGAGAAGAAGAAGAAGAAGGCGGUUCUCCCCGGCCCCAAGGCGCCGCACUCGCCCCGCUCGUCCGGCCGGCGCGGGGUUGGAGGGGGGGGGCGGCCCCGGCCUGAGGGCCCCAAAAUGACAAAAAAGAGGAAAUAUCAAGAAGAUUUUCAAAAGGUGAAGCUGAAAGUUGGCAAGAAGAAGCCUAAACUAGAAAAUGCCACAGACACGAACUUUAAAACAAAAGCGAUACAUCUUCCAGAGCAGCUCAAAGAAGAUGAAACCCUCCCAACAAACAAUAGAAAACUGAACAUCAAGGAUCUGCUGUCACAGAUGCACCACCAUAAUGCCGGAGUGAAGCAGAGUGCUCUGGUUGGGCUCAAAGAUCUCUUGACCCAGUACCCGUUCGUAAUCGACGCUCACCUUUCCAGUAUAUUAAGCGAGGUAACCGCUGUGUUUACAGACAAGGAUAGUAGCGUAAGAGCAGCAGCGGUCCGCCUCCUCCAGUUUCUGGCCCCGAAAGUACGAACUGACCAAAUCACUCCGUUUUUCCCCCUGGUGAGCGCCCACCUGUCCAGUGCGAUGACACACAUCACGGAAGGGAUUCAGGAAGAUUCUUUAAAAGUCCUGGACAUCCUUCUGGAAGAGUAUCCCGCUCUCCUUACCGGUCGCAGCAGCAUCCUGCUGAAGAAUUUUGUCGAACUCAUUUCUCAUCAGCAGCUGUCCAAAGGAUUGAAAAAUGGAGACAAGUCUCCAUCGUGGAUAUUGUCCGUUAACCCUAACCGCCGGCUCACGUCUCAGCAGUGGCGACUUAACGUACUGGCACGACUCAGUAAGUUCCUCCAGGCGCUUGCCGAUGGAUCCGGUAGGUCCAGAGAAGGUGCGGGGCUCCAAGAACAAAAGGAAAGCCUACCCCCUGCCAGGAACUCGAUACAGAUCACGUGGAAGGAUCACGCCCGGAGCCAGCAGGCCAUUCAGGUUUACGAAAAUGGAGGCUCCCAGCCAAACGUCGUCUCCCAGUUCCGGCUACGGUCCCCAGUUGGGGGAGGAGGCAGCGCGGAUGAAAGCUUGUCGUCUCCCGAAAACCUGAAAGGAUUCAUCCUGAUCAUCAUUCCCUUACUGAUCGAGUCCUGGGUGGAAGCUACGCCGGGCCAGCUUGUUGCCCCUAUUCUUGGCAAGUUUUUAGAACCCGAAUCUCAGCAGCUCAUGCAGCAGGUGCUCAAUAUUAUUUCCCUGCUCUGGAAACUCUCUAAGCAGCACGAUGAAGCUCACAAAAUGGAGGCAUGGCUUCGAAAGAACUACCUAAAUGACUUCAAACAUCAUUUUAUGAGGCAUUUUCCGUAUUCUGUACAAGAAACAGCCAAGCACAAAAGGAAGGAGUUGAACAAAAGCAACAAACACUGUAUUACUUCCUCAAGCAACGUAGAUCAUCUCUUGUUGAAUUUAACCCUGUGUGACAUUAUGGUCUCCCUGGCAAGCACCUCCACUCUCCAGGCAGAUUCCGAUUGGAUAGAAAUGAUUAGGAAAUUUGUGACGGAGACUCUUGAAGAUGGCUGCAAGCUUACGAGCAAGCAGCUGAACAGAUUGCUCGGGGUGACCUGGAGAUUAAUGGAGAUCCAGCCCAACAGGGUAUCAAUUGCCCAGUUGAGGAGCAGCUCCUACCUCCCUAACCCCCUUGAGGAUUUAGAAAAGCCGCCUUCUUGCAUGGUAACAGAGACCCUGACCAGGGCAGUGUAUUCACUGUAUCAGCAGAGGGGUCUCCUCCUUCCUGUCCGCACUCUGCUCCUGAAGUUUUUCAGUAGAGUUUAUCAAAAAGAAGAGCUAAGUCCUCACAGAGUCAGGAGCCGCAGUAAAGUGUUGUCUCGUUGGCUGGCUGGUUUACCGUUGCAGCUCGCUCAGCUUGGCUCUAGAAACCCGGAACUCUCCACUCGGCUAAUUGAUAUUAUUCACACUGCUGCUGCCCGCUCCAAUAAGGAUUUAUUAAAUAGUUUGCAAGCCACUGCUUUUCAGAUAUACGAUCCCCAAGAAGGCACCGUGGUGCUUCUUCCAGCCGAAUCCCAGCAGCGCUUAGUGCAGCUCGUGUAUUUUUUGCCAUCCCUUCCUGCCGGCUUACUUUCUUCUCUCAGCCGCUGUUGCAUCAUGGGAAGACUGAGUUCGAGUUUGGCCGCCUCACUGAUCGAGAUACUGUAUAUGAGAUCAGCCUUUGCGGGAUGGAAGUGUUCAGUCCAGGAAAGCUCAAUGAGUGAUGUGGACUAUCUCAGCUUCUUAUUUUCAACCCUUACAGGGUUCUCAGGGGAGGAGUUGACUUGGCUUCAGAGCAUCCGAGGGAAUCCUCACAUCAGCCAGACACCGCUUUCCCCUGUCCGUCUUUACCUGACUGACUUGGAUCAAUUUUUGCACCACUGGGCCGUGACAGAGGCCGUGUGUCACAGUCUGUCCACUAUUCCGUCCCGGAUUCAGUGUCUGGAUAUCCUGCAAAGUGCCAUCACUAAACAUCUGGCUGGACUGGCUGUAAUUCCUGACAGCACUGCAGCAUCAGUUCUCUGCGUCGUGAGUAAGCUCCUGGAUCAAGCUUGUGUUCUUAGUGAAACUAUACAGAAGUUUCUAGCCUCCUGCUGCUACAGUCUCCUUCAUUUCUUGCUCACUUUAGAAAAAGAGGACGCGGAGCAUGUGAGAAAGAGGGAUAAGCUGUGGGGUUGCUGUCUCGCGGUGCUGUCCGUCCUGCCCCGGGUCCUGCGCCUGAUGCUUCAGAGUCUUCAGGUGAGCAGAGCGGGCCCGGAAGAACUGCCGAUCGUGGCCCAACUGCUCCGGCUGCUGCUGCAACACGCCCAGCUGAGGAACCACAUGGUGACCAGCGCGCUUCUGGUGCAGCAGAUCGCCAAAGACAUUACGGCCCUGAAGAGCGGGGACGUCCAGGAGCAGUGGCUGUCAGACCUGCAUUACUGCUUCAACGUCUAUCUGGCCGGCCACCCCCAGGGACCUGGGGCCGUUAGCACCGUCUAUUGAUGAGACCCAGGCGAGCGCCUGCCUGUUGACGCUCCCCCCCCCCCCCCCCCCAACGAGGUCCGGAAACGAGAACGUCGGAGCAAACGUUUAUCAUUAAAGCCGAACUCACACAGAGCA